AUGCAGAUUGAUCCCGCAAAAUACAAAAGCAUCGCAUCUAAUUUUGGAGUUCUGCUAAAGGAGCAGGGGGUUAAGGGCUUUUUCAGGAGAUGGGUGCCUACCCUCCUUGGUUACAGUGCUCAGGGUGCCUGCAAGUUUGGAUUCUAUGAAUUGUUCAAGAAGUACUACUCUGACCCUGCUGGACCAGAGUUUGCUGCCAAGUACAAGACCUUGAUCUACCUUGCUGGUUCUGCAUAUGCUGAGGUCAUUGCUGAUGUUGCUCUUUGCCCCUUUGAGGCAAUCAAGGUCCGUGUGCAAACUCAGCCUGGAUUUGCUAGAGGUUUGUCAGAUGGAUUUCCUAAUUUUGUCAAAUCAGAAGGUGCUCUUGGGUAA
Messenger RNA from Malus domestica (apple), 372 nucleotides. RefSeq names its product mitochondrial phosphate carrier protein 3, mitochondrial-like. NCBI's taxonomy places the organism in Eukaryota, Viridiplantae, Streptophyta, Magnoliopsida, Rosales, Rosaceae. The record is from RefSeq and is a predicted model, not a curated record. Gene Ontology annotation, biological process: mitochondrial phosphate ion transmembrane transport. Gene Ontology annotation, cellular component: mitochondrial inner membrane. Gene Ontology annotation, molecular function: phosphate transmembrane transporter activity.